UGCAACAGAUGCUUGAUGACACCAACUGCCAUGCUAAAUCGUUUAGGAAAGCUCGUGAUAGAUUAAGGCAAGGCAAUGUUGAGAACUUAAAGUUAAAGCUCAUAUCAGAUAGAACAACUGAUGGAAGGAUUUAUAAUCAACCUACUGUCUCCGAAGUAGCAGCUUUGAUAGUAGGUGAUGUUGACUCUGCAGCAAGAAGAGAUAUAAUUAUGGAGAGGCAAAGUGGUCGUUUAGAAAGAAUUGAUGAGUUCCAUCCAGCAUAUCUUGCAUAUCAAUAUCCGCUGUUGUUUUCUUAUGGUGAAGAUGGAUAUAGAGAUGAUGUUCUUCACCGAGGCAUCGUUGCAGGUAAACAAUCAAAGAUGGAUCGACUAACAAUAAGAGAAUGGUUAACAUUUAGACUUCAAUCAAGGAAAACAGAAGCUAUGACAAUAUUGUGUGCAAGGAGGUUAUUUCAGCAGUUUUUGGUAGAUUGUUUUACAAUGAUGGAGGCUGAUAGAUUGAAAUGGUUGAGGAAAAACCAGUCCAAGUUAAGAGUUGGGAAAUACAGAAGUUUGAGUAACAACCAAGGCAAUGUAGAUGGCCAGACUAAAAAGCAGGGUAAGAGAGUUGUAUUGCCGUCAAGUUAUGUUGGUGGUCGUAGGUAUAUGGAUCAACUUUAUUUUGAUGGUAUGGCCAUUUCAAGUGAUGUUGGAUUUCCCGAUUUAUUUAUCACUUUCACGUGCAAUCCAAGUUGGCCUGAAAUACAACGCUUUGUUGGUGCAAAGGGUUUGAAACCACACGACCGACCAGACAUCAUAGCAAGAGUUUUCAAAAUUAAGUUUGAUGAACUUCUCAAUGAUUUGACAAAAAAACAUAUCCUUGGCAAAGUAGUUGCAUAUAUGUACACAAUUGAGUUUCAAAAGAGAGGACUACCGCAUGCUCAUAUUCUUAUAUUCUUGCACCCUUCCAGUAAGUAUCCUACACCAGAUCACAUUAAUCAGAUAAUUUCUGCUGAGAUACCACACCCUGAGAAUGAUAGAGAACUGUACAAAUUAGUUGGCACUCAUAUGAUGCAUGAACCAUGUGGUUUAGCAAAACCAUCAUCCCCUUGCAUGAAAAAAAAAGAUAAAUGUUCCAAGUUUUUCCCGAAAAAGUUUCAGGCAACCACAGUUGUUGAUCAUGAAGGUUAUCCUGUGUACAGAAGAAGGGAUAAUGGUAGGCAAAUUAUUAAAAAUGGAAUCAGCUUGGAUAACAGAUAUGUUGUGCCACACAAUCCAUAUUUAUUGAUGAAAUAUCAAGCUCAUAUAAAUAUGGAAUGGUGUAAUCAAUCAAGUUCAAUCAAAUACUUAUUCAAAUAUAUUAACAAAGGAUAUGAUAGAAUCACUGCUGCAGUCGUUUCCGAUGACUCAAGUCAAUCCAAUGUAAAUGACAAUGCAGAUGAGAUUAAACAAUAUCUUGAUUGUCGCUAUGUUUCACCUAGCGAAGCUUGCUGGAGGAUAUUUGCCUUUCCAAUCCAUGGAAGAAAGCCAGCUGUUGAAAGAUUGUUCUAUCAUUUGUCUGGAGAGCAAUCAGUUUAUUUCAAUGAUUAUGAGCAAGUGGAUGAUGUCCUACUAAAGCCUUCUGUUACUGAAUCGAUGUUUACAUCGUGGCUUCAAUGCAACGCUAAAUAUCCUGAAGCACGAUCUCUUACUUACUCAAAAUUUGUGUCCAAGUUUGUUUAUGUUAAAUCUACAAGAACCUGGAAACCAAGGAAAAAAGGAUACACAAUUGGAAGGUUAAUGUGGGUGCCGCCGAGUACAGGUGAAGUCUUCUAUUUGAGGAUGAUGUUAGCAGUUGUCAAGGGACCAACUUCCUAUGAAGAUAUUAAAACUGUCAAUAACAUUUACUACGAUACUUUUAGGGAAGCAUGUUAUGCAAUGGGCUUCUUGGGGGAUGAUAAAGAAUAUAUAGAAGCAAUAAAGGAAAUGAGUGUUUGGGCAACCGGUGUUUUCAUAAGAAUACUAUUUGUAACUCUGCUACUUACCGCGACUAUGGACAGGCCGGUUCAUGUUUGGAAUAACACGUGGAAGUGGUUAAGCGAUGGUGUUCUAUACGAACAAAGACGAGUGGCUAAUAACAGAGAUUUGGAGCUCACCGAUGAUCAAAUUAAGAACUUAACUCUGACAUUAAUUGAAAAGCACAUGGAGAAGAAUAGAAGAUCUUUAAAGGAAUUUAAAGGAUUUCCAUACCCAACAGAUUAUGUGAUGGAAGAGCUUGGUAACAGAUUGAUUUAUGAUGAGCUUAACUAUGAUGAAGAUGCAUUGAAGUUGGAAUUCAAAAGACUAUUCAGUACUGUAACAGAUGAACAAAGAAACAUUUAUCAUAAAAUAAUGUCUGCUGUUAAUGGACAAAAUGGUGGUGUGUUUUUCUUACACGGUUACGGAGGAACAGGCAAAACAUUUAUGUGGACAACUUUAGCUGCUUCAUUGAGGAGUCAGGGUAAAAUUGUUCUAACUGUUGCAACAAGUGGUAUUGCUUCUCUUUUGUUACCUGGAGGGCGAACUGCUCACUCAAAAUUCAAAAUACCUGUGCCUUCAUUUGAAAACUCAACAUGUAACAUUGAUGGUGAUAGCGAUCUUGCAAAACUGUUAAAAGUUACAAACUUGAUCAUAUGGGAUGAGGCACCAAUGGCUCAUAAGUUAUGUUUUGAAGCUUUGGAUAGAACUCUAAAAGACAUUAUGUCCGACACUACGGACGGUGACAAAAUAUUUGGUGGCAAGGUCAUUGUGUUUGGAGGAGACUUUAGGCAAAUUUUACCAGUUGUGCCAAGAGCUGACAGGUCAGACAUUAUAAAUUCAUCAAUAAAUUCUUCAUACAUUUGGGAUGAAUGUAUUGUUCUAACACUAACUAAAAAUAUGCGCCUACGAUCUAAUGUUGGAUCAUCUGAUGCCGAUGAGUUAAAGACUUUCUCCGAAUGGAUACUGAAGGUUGGUGAGGGAAAGAUAUCUGAGCCAAAUGAUGGCAUCGUAGAUUUUGAAAUACCUGAUGACCUGUUAAUUAAGGAGUUUGAUGAUCCAAUUGAGGCUAUUAUGAAAAGUACUUAUCCAAACUUUUUGAAUAUGUACAACAAUCCUGAUUAUCUACAGCAAAGAGCUAUUCUUGCAUCAACCAUAGAUGUGGUUGAUAAAAUAAAUGACUAUGUUCUUUCAAUUAUUCCAGGAGAGGAGAAAGAAUACUUCAGCUCUGAUUCCAUAGACAGGUCAGAAGUUAACGACCAAUGCCAGUCUUUUCAGUUAUUCACUCCAGAAUUCUUAAGUACAUUAAGAACUUCAGGACUUCCAAACCAUAAAAUUAAACUAAAAGUUGGAACUCCUAUAAUGCUAUUGAGAAAUUUAGAUCAAGUAGAGGGAUUAUGCAACGGUACUCGACUAAUUGUUACUAGGAUGGCUAAUCAUGUGAUUGAAGCUAAGAUCAUUUCAGGUAAAAAUGUUGGCAACCUAACAUAUAUACCAAGAAUGUCCAUGUCACCUUCUCAAUCUCCCUGGCCUUUUAAACUUAUCAGAAGACAGUUUCCUAUUAUUGUAUCCUAUGCAAUGACUAUAAAUAAGUCACAAGGCCAGACUCUUGACAGUGUUGGUCUAUAUUUGCCAAGAUCAGUGUUCAGUCAUGGUCAAUUGUACGUUGCAUUCUCCAGGGUCAGGACUAAAGCCGGUCUAAAAAUCUUGAUUCAUGAUCUAGAAAAAAAACCACUUUCCAACACCACAAAUGUGGUUUACAAGGAAGUUUUUGAUAACCUUUACUGAAUUGAUCAACCCUGGUACAUGCUUCAAUUCUUUCUGGCUACUGAUGAACAUGAGCAUAACUUGCAAUUUUCAAUUUUCAUGGGUACACUAUUUGCAGUAAAGAAUGCCUAAUGAUGGGAACACACACCAAGUUCAGCUGCAGCUGCAGAAAUGUGAAUCUGCACAUGACUUGGAAAUUGUUGCUUUUAUAUAGCUUUUUGGACUUACCAAUGAAUUUGUAUUGCUGCAAGUUAUGUUAAUUUUAUAGCUUCCUCAGGAAUUGUCUUUGGUAGAUGUAGCUUUUACAUUUCAACAAACAAUGCUUUUCAAGUUACACUCAAUGAAAUGGCUAAUCAAGUUAAAUGCA
This is a messenger RNA of Medicago truncatula (barrel medic), 4107 nucleotides long. RefSeq lists its product as uncharacterized. Gene Ontology annotation, biological process: telomere maintenance; DNA repair. The coding region runs from base 9 to 3761 and encodes 1250 amino acids. NCBI's taxonomy places the organism in Eukaryota, Viridiplantae, Streptophyta, Magnoliopsida, Fabales, Fabaceae. The transcript is spliced from 7 exons. The record is from RefSeq and is a predicted model, not a curated record. Gene Ontology annotation, molecular function: DNA helicase activity.